AUGACAGAAAUGUGUAAAAGUGGAGGGAAACCGAGCGAGGUAAAGGCGGAUGGAAAGAAGUGGCGCGGUAACAAGACAACUGCACCCUUGAUGCGACACAUAGCCAUAACUGGUGUCCGAAGAAAAAGUGCUCUGGUCGAGGAAAGACGGAUGGAUGGAUUGUUCGACAGUUGUGAGGCGAAUUCCAAAAAGCAGGAGCCGCAUGUGAUCUUCGGUGAAGCUCAGCCCUAA
Necator americanus (New World hookworm) is the source of this 231-nucleotide messenger RNA. RefSeq lists its product as uncharacterized. The transcript has a single exon. Lineage: Eukaryota; Metazoa; Nematoda; Chromadorea; Rhabditida; Ancylostomatidae. The record is from RefSeq and is a predicted model, not a curated record. The coding region runs from base 1 to 231 and encodes 76 amino acids.